Messenger RNA from Aphanomyces invadans, 300 nucleotides. RefSeq lists its product as hypothetical. The transcript has a single exon. Gene Ontology annotation, biological process: translation. Gene Ontology annotation, cellular component: ribosome. Lineage: Eukaryota; Oomycota; Saprolegniomycetes; Saprolegniales; Verrucalvaceae. Gene Ontology annotation, molecular function: protein binding; structural constituent of ribosome. The record is from RefSeq and is a predicted model, not a curated record. The coding region runs from base 1 to 300 and encodes 99 amino acids.
AUGCAGAUCUUCAUCGAUGCGUUGGGGGGUCGCACCCUCAACUUGACCGUUGCGAACGACGCGUCCGUGGCCUCCGUCGCGGCGCAGGUGGAAAACUUGGAGUUCAUCCAAAACUUCCGCUUGACCGCGGCCGGCGUCACCAUGCACGGCGCUCAAUCGUUGGCCGACUACAACGUCUGCGACGCGGACACGUUGAAGGUGACGUUCGACUUGGCCGGUGGGAUGCGUGCCAAGUGGCGCAAGAAGCGCAUGCGUCGCCUGCGUCGCAAGCGCCGAAAGAUGCGCCAACGCGCCAGAUAA